This is a messenger RNA of Scheffersomyces amazonensis, 3603 nucleotides long. It is a transcript of the gene TAF145, whose product is annotated as Taf145p. Gene Ontology annotation, cellular component: transcription factor TFIID complex. Gene Ontology annotation, molecular function: histone acetyltransferase activity; RNA polymerase II general transcription initiation factor binding; TBP-class protein binding. The transcript is spliced from 2 exons. NCBI's taxonomy places the organism in Eukaryota, Fungi, Ascomycota, Pichiomycetes, Serinales, Debaryomycetaceae. Bases 100 to 3603 code for a protein of 1167 amino acids. The record is from RefSeq and is a predicted model, not a curated record. Gene Ontology annotation, biological process: RNA polymerase II preinitiation complex assembly; transcription by RNA polymerase II.
UGAGGAAGCAAAGUCAUUAUAACUGAAAGUAAGUAUACAAAAUACUGAAUAAUUUAUUCAGUAUACGUAAACUCUAUACUGUUUAUAAUAUAAUUCAAUAUGGCCGGAGGAAGGUCUUCAAAGGGGAAUGAAGAUGACUUAGAAAAUAAGUUGUUAAAUGAUAUAAUAAAUCCUUCUGAAAUUCCUAAUGAUCAAUUAAUUGAGGAUAUAUUUCUCGAACGGAAGACUCAACAUGCGGAUGAUGCAGUAGAUUAUGAAGAUAUAGAUGAAUUAGCCGAUGAUGAAGACUUACCUGAAGAAGAAGAACCAUCUGGUAAAGGAGGAAUAGAUGGAAGUAAUGGAGAUGAAUUAAAUCCUGAAUCAGAUAAUGAAGAAGAAUUACAAGAACAAGCCAAUGCAGAAUUCGAUGAUAUGUUUGGUAAUGGAGAUGAUGUAUUUGAUAAUGAUAAUACUGAUAUUAAUAAUAAUUUAUUUAAUGAUUUAGGUGGAGGAGAUCAUUAUAUUAAUGGAAAUGAUGAUGGUUUAGAUGAUUUAGAUAUGGGAGAAAUUUUCGAAGUAAAACAAGAAUUCCCCUCUAGAAAACGACUGUCUAUUCUGGAAGAAGAUAGAAUUAAAAAGAAAAAGAAAUUACAACGAAUAGUGAAAAGAUUGGAAUCCAAACAAGCCAAAAGGAAUAUAUCUCGAUAUUUCCCAACUUAUUCUCGACAUAAACCAUUUAAUUUCCAUUUAUUUUUCCAACCUCAACCUCGAUAUUAUCGAAAUCAUCGUCCAACAUUAGCAUUUAAAGAAGUUAUAAAACCUCUAAUGCCCACUAAAAUCAAUCUUGAUUUAGAUUUUGAUCUGAAGAAACAAUUUAAAUCGGGUAAACAUAUACCUUCAAUAAUUCCAAAGGAAAAGGGUAUAACUCAAAUAACUCAGAAUGAUCUUGAUUUUAUAAAAGCAUUAAAUUUUAAACGAACUCAAAAGGAAACAUUUUUAAGACAAGAACCAAUAUUAAAUAAAGAUUGGAAAAGUAGUGAUAAAUUUACUGAUUUUUCAAAGGAUUUAAUAUUAUCUACUGCUGAUUGGGAUGAUGAAGCAAUUAUAAAUGCUGGAGAUAAUGGACCAGCUAAACUUAUACCAAGUAUGGAUACAAAUAUGCUUGAUUUAUCAUCUGAUGAAGAUGAUGAAUAUAUUUUUGAUGGUAAACUUACUAGUGAUGUAAUAAAUCUUGAUAUGAAUGAUCCAAAUCUUUUACUUGUACCACAAAAGAAACUUAAAUCUCAAUCUCGAGCAUUAAUACCUAUAAAUGAUAAACAAUUGGAUUUAAAAUUUAAUAUAUCUAAUGAUAAACAAUAUGAUAUUCUUAAAGAUAAUUAUAAUACUAAAGUUAGAAGUCAAUUAAGUAAUUUAAAUAUUGAACAUUCUAUUCCAGCUUUACGAUUACAAGGUCCAUAUUAUAAAGUAAAACUUACUAAACAAGAAGCUAGAUCAUUCCAUAGACCAAGAUUUAUUAUUAGACCAGGUUCAUUAUUAAGUUUUGCAAAAUUAAAACAACGAAAGAAAAAGAAGGAUAAGGGUAAAUCACUGAAAGAAAUCUUUUCUAGAACUACAGAUUUAACUGUAGCUGAUAAUGCACAAAUAUUUGGAUUUGAAUAUUCAGAAGAAUAUCCUUCAAUAUUAUCUAAUUUUGGAAUGGGUUCAAAGAUUAUUAAUUAUUAUAGAAAAGAACGUGAAGAUGAUACUUCUCGUCCAAAAACUCUGGUGGGUGAAACUCAUGUAUUAGGAGUUGAAGAUAGAUCACCAUUUUGGAAUUUUGGUGAAGUAGCUCCUGGAGAUUUUGUUCCAACUUUAUAUAAUAAUAUGGUUAGAGCUCCAAUUUUUAAGCAUGAAAUUAAGAAUACAGAUUUUUUACUUGUAAGAUCUCAAGGAGCUGGAUCUCAUCAAAGAUAUUUCUUAAGAGCUAUUAAUAAUAUAUUUGCAGUUGGUAAUAUAUUUCCAGCCGUUGAAGUACCUGCCCCUCAUUCAAGAAAAGUUACUAAUACUUCAAAGAAUAGAUUAAAAAUGGUAGUAUUUAGAGUUAUGAAUAAUAAUGGACAAGCAAGAAUAUCUGUAAAAGAUGUUUCUAAACAUUUUCCUGAUCAAAAUGAUAUGCAAAAUAGACAAAGAUUAAAAGAAUUUAUGGAAUAUCAAAGACAAGGUGAUGAUCAAGGUUAUUGGAAAAUAAGAAAUAGUGAUACUGUACCAACUGAAGAUGAAGUAAGAGCCAUGAUAACUCCUGAAGAUUCUUCAUUACUUGAUAGUAUGCAAUAUGGUCAACAAUUAUUAGAUGAUAUUGCCAUGAUUUAUGGAGAAAAGGAAGAACCAAAGAAAGAUGAAGUUAAGAAAGAAAAGAAGGAAAAGGAGAAGGAUAAAAAGGAAGAUAGUACAGAACCUAAUAAAGAUGAUAAUGAAGAUGAAUCCACCAGUAUUAAAAAGGAAAAGGAGAAAGAGAAAGAAAAGGAAAAAGUUAGAAAACCUAGAGAUCCUGAUGCAGAAAUUGAUAUAGAUGAAGAACUAGCACCUUGGAAUAUAACUCGUAACUUUUUAGGAGCAACCCUGUCUAAAUAUAUGCUUCAACUUAAUGGUGAAGGUGAUCCUACUGGGGUAGGAUUAGGUUAUUCAUUAUUAAGAUCAACUCAAAAGAAUGGAUUUAAACCAUUAUUUGGAGAAGGACGAGAUAAGACUCCUAAGAAUAAUACAGCAGCAUAUCAACAAAAAUUAUAUGAAGCAGAAAUUAAACGUAUAUGGUAUUCUCAAAGAAGUUCUUUAGUAGAUCAUGGAUCUGAUUUUAAUCUUCAAGCCAUAUAUGAUGAAUAUAAACCAGCUGAUCAUGAAAGAUAUAUUAAACAUUUAUUUAGAGAAGAAAAGAAAAAGGCUGAAGAAUUAGCUAAAUCUAAAGCAUCCAGUGAAAAUGGAGAAAGUAAUCUUAAUGUAGAAGAGAAAGUUUUAAGAAUUACUCGUAGAGUUCGUGAUGAAAAUGGAAUUUUUCAAAGAAAAGUUGAAACUAUUUCUGAUCCUCGAUUAAUUAAUGCCUAUAUUAAACGGAAGAAACAAAUUGAAGAUGAAUUACUUAAGAAUGCUGAUGUAACGGAAAUCUUACCUACUAAUGAUAAAGAAUUGAAUAAGAUUAGAAGGAAAGCAUUAUUACAAAAAUUAGCUAAUUUAGAAAAGAGAGCCAAACAAAGUAGAGCUAAAAAGCCACCUAAGGAUUCUAUUCAUGCUGCAGCCGCUGCUGGAGGUACUAUAAUUGAUGCAAAUACUGUAAUGUUACCUGAUGGAUCUUAUGCUAUUGGUGGUAAAGGUAUUGGUAAAGGGAAAAGUAAAACUCGUAGAUGUGCAUCUUGUGGAGCCUUUGGGCAUAUUAGAACUAAUAAAUCUUGUCCAUUAUAUGCUGCUACUAAUGGAGGUACGAUUCCUGUAAAAAGAGAUGAUCAUGGAAAUAUAACAGAACCAUUAGCAGCAAUUCAAGCUAUGAAUGCCCUUAAUGAAAAGAAUAAUAAUCCUACCCCCAAUAAUCAAGAAGCCACACCUAUUGAUGAUUCAAAGCUUAAGUAUGCUUCAUUAAAAAGUAAUAAUAAUUAA